Messenger RNA from Babesia bigemina, 783 nucleotides. Its product is annotated as -Protein C20orf11 homolog. The coding region runs from base 1 to 783 and encodes 260 amino acids. The record is from RefSeq and is a predicted model, not a curated record. NCBI's taxonomy places the organism in Eukaryota, Apicomplexa, Aconoidasida, Piroplasmida, Babesiidae. The transcript has 4 exons.
AUGGCAGGAAGUUCGUCGAUGUCUGCACACUACCAGUCCAGCAGCGACGAGGGAACGGCGCAGGAACCAAUCCACUCUGCAUACCGCCAUUUCCGCUACGUUCGCGACCGGGAGUCAUGGCUGGCCGACCUAGUCGACAUCCACGUGGACGACGUUUACCUGCAGAAGAUCGUCAUGAACUACCUCGUGGUGAACAUGUGUGAGGAGAGCUAUUCGAGGUUCAUCGAGGAGACUGGUUAUACAGGACCCGACCUUUCCCACACCAUAGCCAGCAGGCGCCGAAUCAGGGACGCGAUCCUGGAGUGCAGGGCGCGGGAUGCGCUCGAUCUCAUCAACGGCGUCGACCCCAAGAUACUGCAGAAGAACGUCCACAUACUGUUCAACUUGCUCUCGUGCGACCUCAUCGAUAUAAUAAAAACGGGCGACUCCAAAAAGGCAGUGGAAUAUGCACGGCGCAUGCUGGCGCCGUGCGUGCAGAAGGACCGCUCCCUCAUCGAGAAGCUGGAGGAGAUUUUGGGUCUGAUCGCGUUCGGCAACAUGGAGGACGUCGACCCCUUGGAUCUCAAACACAAGAUAUAUCGGCCGGAGGACACGGCUAAGCUCGUCGACAUCGCACUAAUGAAACAUUUUCGCCAGGACACGCGCAUCAUGCUCGUGUCGCUCGCCAAAGAGGCUGCGUGGUUGCAAGGGAAGCUCUCCGACCAGGAGGUGUGGAAGCACAUCCGGUACCGUGACCUCGGGCGCGCCGGCAUCGCCUUCACACAUGACGUCAAUAAGCUUUAA